AUGACUGCUAUAUUAUUUACUAAAAUCAAAGAUGGUAAAUUAACUUCAAGAAGUUUUAAUGUAAAGAGACUCUCAACGUCAUUUGGUUCUGAGUUCACUGAUGUUAUUAUUGGAAAUACCCUUCCACACCAUUGUGAUUUUGUGAUGAACAACAAAAAUGAUGACAAAGGGUUUAUUUUUAAUCUUAGCAAUAGAAAUGAUGUUAUUGUAAACCAUUGUGUUGUCCCACAAUAUGCACAGUUUGAAUUACAUUCUAAUAGUAUUAUUCAAAUUGCUAACUCAUUAUUUUUUGUUUCUAUAAAUCAACCAGAUAAAAAUUCUCAAGUAUUACUUGACGAAUACUUUAAAUUUAAUGAAACACCUAUAAAACAAGAACGGAUAAUAACAGAAAAUAAAACAAACGAGAGUGAGUCACCAAAGCAAUCAUCUGUUAUAAAAAGUAUUAGUAUAGACCAAUUAAAUAAUGAAAACAAAAAAACAGAAAAUGAACAACCUUCGGUGAAACAAAAAGAGGUAAAAAAUAAACGUAAACAUAGAACAUAUUCUUACUCAGAUGAUUCAAGUGAAGAUUCUGAACAAAGUAGUAAAAGAAAAAGAAGACAUCAUAGAUCACAUUCUAGACAUUCAAAAAGAAAACAUUAUCGAAGAUCACUUAGUAAUUCAUCUGAUACAUCAGACUAUGAAGACCGUUAUAGAAGAAGAAAAGGGCAUAAACACAGAAAGCAUUCAGCAAGUUCAUAUGACAAGUCUUCUAGAGAUCUUAGUGAAGAUAAAUAA
Messenger RNA from Entamoeba dispar SAW760, 777 nucleotides. RefSeq lists its product as uncharacterized. NCBI's taxonomy places the organism in Eukaryota, Evosea, Mastigamoebida, Endamoebidae. The transcript has a single exon. The record is from RefSeq and is a predicted model, not a curated record. Gene Ontology annotation, molecular function: protein binding. The coding region runs from base 1 to 777 and encodes 258 amino acids.